AUGGCGGAGGAAUGCAAAUUUACUCUUGUAGGUAAAUUCAUCAAAAUCCGUCCCCAACUUGAUAAAAUUCGUUCAAAAUUUGCUGAAAAAAUCACCGUUAAAGGUACUUGUAGAAUUGGGCCAUUUAAUUAUCAUACAGUCUUUUUUGACUUCUUGAAAAAGGAAGAUUUUACGCAUGUUUGGUAUAGAAGGUCUGUAGAGAUUGAGGGACAAGUAAUGUGGUAUGAAAAAUGGUCCCCUAAUUUCAAACCAGAUGAAGAUUCCCCUAUAGUCCUAGUUUGGGUGUUAUUGCCGGAACUCCCAUACCACUGCCACUCUUGGAAUUAUGUAAAACAUAUAGUGGAACCUACUGGUUUACCUCUUACAGUUGACUUUGCCACUGAUCAUAGAACUAGACCAAGCACGGCAAAGGUUAGGCUAGAGGUAGACCUUACUAAACCAAAAGUGAACUCCAUCUUUGUUGGAAUAGAAGAGGAUAAUUCUCCUCUGAAGGGAUUCUAUCAGAGAUUGGAAUAUGAAAAUGUACCAAAGUACUGUAGAUUUUGUAAGAUUUUGGGACACUCAAUUGCUGAAUGUAGAAGGGUGGAACAAAAAAAGGCUGAGGAAAGGAACAAAGCUGAUAAGAACAAUAAGGUUGUUGAGGUAGCUGAAUCAAGUGCCCAAAAACAAAAUGACAUAAUCACUGAACAAGAUCAGAAGGAGGAGCUGUAA
Lycium barbarum (goji berry) is the source of this 711-nucleotide messenger RNA. RefSeq lists its product as uncharacterized. The record is from RefSeq and is a predicted model, not a curated record. The coding region runs from base 1 to 711 and encodes 236 amino acids. The transcript has a single exon. Lineage: Eukaryota; Viridiplantae; Streptophyta; Magnoliopsida; Solanales; Solanaceae.